UGAUAAACUUAUUAAAUAGAUGUAAAACAUGAAGCUUCUAACUCACAACUUGAUGCAAUCUCACGUCAAAGGCGUCAAAAACGGAUACCCUUUCAAACUAGAAGUUACAAUUAAGAAGAUUAACGAUAUUGAUUUCAACCCUGAUUUUGUGACGCGCAUGAUGGAAAAGAUUGACUGGAAAGUUUUGAAGGAAGCAGCUGAACAAUGCUACUCAACCGAAAUAGAAUCUGGCGAAGAAAUGAAUCCGAAAGUGAAACUGUUGCCAGAUGAACCGCCACAGAACAUUAAUGACUCGGGCGACUCUGAAUACAGCGAGGACUUCCUCAGACUGGUCCACCAUGCUCUGAUGGAAAUUGAGGUGCAAGAGGGCUUCCUGGUGUGUCCCGAAUCAGGCAGGAAGUUCAAGGUCACACGAGGUAUUCCCAAUAUGCUACUCACAGAGCAGGAAACAAAGUAAAGAGAAGAGAGAGGAAAAACUGUUUUUGAAUCUCUCAAUCUCAAUGUUCCUCUCUUAAUCUGGUGCAGUUUUGAUGAUAGAUAGAUUUGUUGAUGGUUUUGAUUUUUUUUAUGCUGAAAAGUUAAGUUUAUCUUUGUUUUUGAAGCUAUGUUCACGAUCAGCUCGCAGCUGGUAAUUGCCUUGUACUAUUUUUCGAGAGCGGUUUUUACAGAGGUGCAGAUAUUGAGAACCCAAUCUGUUAUUAUAUAUCGAUGGGUCUCGUGUUUGAUUUGGGUUUUGGUUUCGAGCUCAGUGAAAUCUAAGUCUGAUGAAACCUAAGUCUUGCUUAGUUUUCUUUGAAAUCGUAAACAAAAUAUUACCCGACAAUAUAUUCUGGAUAAGCGUUGAAAUUGGCACCGUUUUCUCUUAUAGGUGACUCUUUAGGAACUCUCAGUUAAAAAACAUAAUUGACAUAGCUAUGGUGGAAAAAGAAUAUGGUCGAAUAUAGCUAUGGUCGAAUCAUUCCCACCACGCCCCCCCCUCCCCUGGUUGGUCCUGCAUUGAGUAGGACCGAGGGCAAUAAAAAAGUUGAAUGGACUGACUGAACGUAUUUGCUUUCUAUACCUCAAAACGUAAUAUCACCAAAUUGAUCAUGCUUAUUUUUCUUCAAGUUAAUUUUUAGUAUUU
This is a messenger RNA of Symsagittifera roscoffensis, 1123 nucleotides long. RefSeq names its product multifunctional methyltransferase subunit TRM112-like protein. Gene Ontology annotation, molecular function: protein heterodimerization activity. The transcript has 4 exons. The record is from RefSeq and is a predicted model, not a curated record. Gene Ontology annotation, biological process: peptidyl-glutamine methylation; tRNA methylation; rRNA (guanine-N7)-methylation. Bases 29 to 457 code for a protein of 142 amino acids. Lineage: Eukaryota; Metazoa; Xenacoelomorpha; Acoela; Convolutidae.